Messenger RNA from Amoebophrya sp. A120, 679 nucleotides. The record is from the annotation of a GenBank genome assembly. NCBI's taxonomy places the organism in Eukaryota, Dinophyceae, Syndiniales, Amoebophryaceae.
CAAGUUUCAGUUUGUUUUCACCACCGCUGCAUUCAGAACGAGUACGAGAGCCAAGCUCGUUUUCCCCGUCGAGGCGCGUCGUGCCACAGCCGAGAUCCUCGUCCUCGGCUUCAAGCGGAACUACGGUAUCAACUGCAAGUAUGUCUGGGUCUGGAUGAAUGUAUAGAUUUCACAUGCAUAUUUCCAUUGACCCAUGAAAUGAUGCCUGUAAUGCAUGACCUAUGCAUGACCUAGCGUCACAGAUUUUUACAGGGCUUAUUGAUGCACCUUCCGCAUGAGAAAUAAUUCUUUGUCCUUUUAGCACAAACAGUACACCUCCUGCUUGUCAUGCAAUACAAAUUUUUUUGGAGUUCAAAAACAGCAUGACAAGUCGCAAUCCUCCAGACCAAGACACUUUUGCGGUUGAUAUACGGGUUUAGUCGGCAACUUUACCACGCCUGCUCCCAGCUCCAGCGCGAUCGCAAAUACCAGGAUGUUAAAGCAGUCGAUCGAACAAACAAGUACAAACCCGACGGUGGACAAGCAAGGCGGAGAGAAAAAGACCGCAAAUGUUGAGUCGUCCGAUAGUCUUCUUAUCAACAACAAAAGUGCUGUUGCUCUCGGCGGGAAGAAGAAGCUUCCCACCACCACGACCGGUAGAACUAGUACCAUUUCCACGACACAGAACCUUGAUCCAGCU